CUUUCUAAUACAUUACCCCGUGUCCAUAAUGAAAUUGAUGUAACAAUAUACGCAAACUGCAGAUUACAAAAAAAUUGGUAUAUUUGUUAAUCAGAAGUGGUUGUAGUAGUAUCUGUAUAAAAAAAAACUAUCGAAGGGCAUAGCCAUGCUUCAGAAUCUACUUCACAGGUUCUUACAAAUCAGGACGUGUCUGUUUGCUUUAAACACGGUACAAAGUAUAGUUGUGCGUCAAAAGCACACUUUUGAUCGGACUCCACUCAAGCCAAAGGUCCGAUGUCAUUUUCCCAAACCUCGAGAAGUCAAACGAACCAACGUCCAUGGCUUGGAUUACCGUCUACCGACAACUGAGGGAAGGCAUGUUCUAAUGCGCCGUAUUCUUAAAGGCGUAUAUAAUCUGUCCCAUUAAAAUUUUUUAUUGCCAAAAAUAUUGGAAUUAAUUACAGUUUAGUGGCGUGUA
Molecule: messenger RNA, 457 nt
Organism: Drosophila willistoni
Lineage: Eukaryota; Metazoa; Arthropoda; Insecta; Diptera; Drosophilidae
Gene: mRpL34
Product: 39S ribosomal protein L34, mitochondrial
Exons: 3
Coding region: 146-406 (86 amino acids)
Biological process (GO): translation
Cellular component (GO): ribosome
Molecular function (GO): structural constituent of ribosome
Source: RefSeq, a predicted model, not a curated record